This is a messenger RNA of Pieris macdunnoughi, 1344 nucleotides long. NCBI's taxonomy places the organism in Eukaryota, Metazoa, Arthropoda, Insecta, Lepidoptera, Pieridae. The record is from the annotation of a GenBank genome assembly.
AUGAGGGAGAUCAUUAAUCUUCAAGUCGGUUCGUGCGGAAAUCAGAUUGGAGGAAAGUUCUGGGAGGUGAUUUCUGACGAACAUGGGAUUGACCCCAGCGGUUGCUACCAUGGCGACUCGGAUCUUCAGCUGGAAAGGAUAAAUGUCUACUACAAUGAAGCUUCUGGCGGUAAAUAUGUGCCCAGAACAGUACUCAUUGAUCUCAAGCCGGCGACUAUGGACGCCGUGCGGUCUGGACCAUUCGGCUGCCUCUACCGACCUGACAACUUCGUAUAUGGGCAAGGAGGCGGCGCUAACAACUGGGCCAGAGGACACUAUACGGAAGGCGUUGAAAUCUUAGAAUCUGCAUUAGACGUUGUCAGACGCGAAGCUGAAGGAUGCGACUGUCUCCAAGGCUUUCAAAUGGAGCAUUCUCUUGGAGGCGGAACCGGAGCAGGGAUGGGGACCCUGCUUAUCAACAGAAUAAGGGAAGAAUAUCCAGACAGAAUAAUCCUCUCUUUCUCAGUUUUUCCAAGUGCACGAGUCUCCGAUUGUGUAGUAGAACCCUAUAACACAACGCUUGCUGUGAACCAGCUCGUAGAAAACACAGACCACACGUUCUGUCUGGACAACGAGGCGUUAUAUGACAUCUGCUUUAGAACUCUUAAACUCACGACACCUACUUAUGGCGAUUUAAACCAUUUAGUUUGCGCAACAAUGUCUGGUAUCACAACAUGCUUAAGAUUUCCCGGACAGUUAAAUGCGGACCUAAGAAAGCUCGCAGUCAAUAUGGUACCAUUCCCUCGCCUUCAUUUCUAUACGCCUGGAUUUGCACCCCUUACUUCUAGAGGAGGGCAGCAAUACAGAGCAUUAACAGUUCCCGAGUUAACGCUACAAAUGUUUGACGCCAAGAACAUGAUGGUUGCGUGCGAUCCUCGACACGGGAGAUAUUUAACAGUUGCAACCAUAUUCAGAGGCAGAAUGUCUAUGAAGGAAGUUGAUGAACAGUUAGUGAAUAUUCAGAAUAAAAACAGCACGUACUUUGUGGAGUGGAUACCAAAUAAUUGCAAGAUUGCAGUAUGCGAUAUUCCACCUAGAGGCUUAAAGAUGUCUUCCACGUUUAUAGGAAACACUACAGCUAUUCAAAGUAUAUUCAAGAGGGUCGCCGAGCAGUUUGUGGCGAUGUUCAGACGAAAAGCAUUCCUGCAUUGGUACACUGGUGAAGGUAUGGAUGAGUUAGAGUUUACAGAAGCCGAGAGCAAUAUGAACGACUUAAUAUCAGAAUACCAGCAGUACCAGGACGCGACUGCGGAUGAUGAAGGGGAGUUUGAUGAAGAAGCAGAAGGGGAGGGGUUAGAAGAAUGA